AUGUCAACCACCCGUCUCGAGGAGGCAGCUGGCAAAUCGUCUGACCUAGUGGUUCAGAAACCCGUGAAAAAAAGAUGGGUCAGCUACAUUUGGGAUACAUUUGACAAGUCUCCAGAGGAGCGCAGAUUGCUCUUCAAGUUGGACUCGGCGAUAUUGACUUUCGCGUCACUGGGUUAUUUUAUUAAGUAUCUUGAUCAGACCAACAUCAAUAAUGCGUUUGUGUCGGGAAUGAAAGAGGAUUUGGGCCUAUAUGGCAAUCAACUCAAUUAUAUGCAGACGUGUUGGACUGUCGGCUAUGUUAUCGGCGAGAUCCCGAGUAACAUACUCCUGACGCGUAUCCGCCCUCGAUACUGGAUUCCAGCUGCGGAGCUUCUUUGGACGGUGCUCACCUUUUCGUUGUCAAGAUGUAACACUGCCACUCAGUUCUACGUCCUAAGAUUCUUCAUCGGUCUCGCCGAGAGCACCUUUUACCCCGGCAUGCAGUAUAUCAUCGGAUCCUGGUAUCGCAAAGACGAGCUUGCCAAACGAUCGUGUAUUUUUCACACGAGCAGCGGUAUUGCCAGCAUGUUCUCUGGAUAUCUUAUGGAUGCUGUUUAUCAACUAGGUGGUCGAGGGGGUUUCAAGGGGUGGCAAUGGCUCUUCCUAGUCGAUGGAAUCAUUUCUCUCCCGAUCGCUAUUAGUGGCUUCUUUCUGUUGCCAGAUGUGCCCGAAAUCUCCAGCCCAUGGUAUCUCAGCAAGGAUGUAGGUCGCUUGGAAGUUGCACUGGCGCAGACGCGGAUGAAAGAAGAAGGCAGAAAGGACAGAGGGCCGUAUAAUAAGGCAAAACUGAAGAAAAUCUUUUCUUCAUGGCACAUCUAUCUUCUUACACUACUUUACGUUCUCUUCAACAACGGUGCUGCCGGGGCUCAGCCGAUAUUCCAGCAGUUUUUGAAGGCCUCGAAAGACCCCAAAUACUCAGUCGGCCAGAUCAACGCAUAUCCUACAACAACCUAUGCUGUUCAAGUUGUCACUACGCUCGCUUAUGCCUGGUGUUCGGACUCUUUCCUGAAAGGAAAGCGUUGGCCACCAAUUAUCUUCGGUGCUAUGGUGAACAUUAUCAGUUAUGUCUCGUUAGCCGUUUGGGACAUCCCGGUCGGUUGGAAGUGGACUUGCUACAUUAUCUGUGGUUCUGGAUUUGGGCUAAGCGGCCUCCUGAUGGCCUGGGCCCAUGAGAUUUGCUCCGAGGACAACGAAGAGCGAUCUCUCGUGAUUGGCAGCAUGAACGAAAUGGCAUAUGUCCUCCAGGCGUGGCUCCCUUUGAUUGUGUGGCAGCAGGUGGAUGCGCCCGAAUAUCGCAAAGGUUUCAUCACGACCUCCUGCCUAUCGCUUCUUUUAAUCAUUGGCACUCUGGUCGUCCGAAAACUUGAUCUGAAGGAGCAGCGAGAGAAAGGUGAUAGGACGAAUCGCAUAGAUGGGACGGAAGACGACUUGUCGGACUCGCCGGCAGCGACACCGGUGGAUACAAAACUACCCAAAGCGCUAGGUGACAUUACACUGGACUGA
Penicillium atrosanguineum is the source of this 1542-nucleotide messenger RNA. RefSeq lists its product as uncharacterized. Bases 1 to 1542 code for a protein of 513 amino acids. NCBI's taxonomy places the organism in Eukaryota, Fungi, Ascomycota, Eurotiomycetes, Eurotiales, Aspergillaceae. Gene Ontology annotation, biological process: transmembrane transport. The record is from RefSeq and is a predicted model, not a curated record. Gene Ontology annotation, molecular function: transmembrane transporter activity. Gene Ontology annotation, cellular component: membrane. The transcript is spliced from 13 exons.